CUAGCUCACGGAUUCUUCAGCACCUUCGGUUCACUACUGUCUUUAUCUUCACCUUUCGUGCAUCGAAAUUCGAGAUGGGUUAUUGGUACAACCAAGCUCUGUUAACUUUGUUUCUCGUAGCUCUGUUUUUGGUGUCUCUGUUUAUUCAAGAGGCAAAAACAGAGCAAGUUUACAAUGUGAGCAGAUUGAGAAGUAGAAAGGUUUUGAGUGGUUGUAAUUUGUUUCUAGGAAAAUGGGUUGUUGAUUCUUCAUACCCACUCUAUGAAUCUUCAAGUUGUCCCUUCAUUGAUCCUGAGUUUGAUUGUCAAAAGUAUGGCCGCCCUGAUACUCAGUACCUCAGAUAUUCUUGGAAGCCUGAUUCUUGUGAUGUACCCAGGUUUGAUGGAGUGGAUUUUUUGAGGAGGUGGGGAGGGAAGAAGAUAAUGUUUGUGGGUGACUCACUGAGUCUGAACCAGUGGGAAUCGUUGUCCUGUUUGAUUCACGCGUCGGUGCCAAAUGCCAAAACCGCCUUCGCCAGGAAGGACUUGUUGUCUUCUGUCAUCUUUGAGGACUAUGGAGUAACAUUGUUCCUAUAUCAUACCACAUUUUUGGUAGAUAUUGUUCGACAAGAUGUUGGUCGUGUUCUCAAACUCGACUCUAUUCAAGCUGGCAGUGCAUGGUUAGGAAUGGACGUCCUGAUUUUCAACACGUGGCAUUGGUGGACCCACACUGGAAAUUCUCAACCAUGGGACUAUAUCCAAGAUGGGUCCACAAUAUCAAAAGAUAUGGACCGUCUGACGGCAUUUGGGAAAGGGUUGACAACUUGGGCCACAUGGGUGGACCAAAACAUUGAUCCUUCCAAAACCAAAGUCUUCUUCCAGGGGAUUUCUCCCACCCAUUAUCAGGGAAAAGAAUGGAGUUCGGGAUCAAAGAACUGCUACGGAGAGCAACAACCCCUAACCGGGUCGACGUACCCGUCAGGCUUACCUCCAGCUACCAGUGUAGUGAACAAAGUGUUGAGUUCAAUGACGAAACCGGUGUAUCUGCUAGACAUCACAAGACUCUCACAGCUGAGAAAAGAUGCUCACCCGUCGGCUUACAGCGGUGGCCACUCUGGCACUGACUGCAGCCACUGGUGCCUCGCCGGUGUGCCUGAUACUUGGAACCAGCUCUUCUACGCUGCUCUUAUUAUGUGAAAUUUUUUGAAGGCUUGAAAAAAGCAGUUAGUGUCAUUUCUUCACUUCAGAUGGUGUACACAAUAAAGUGGGAAAGAAUCAAUUGUAAAGUACUCAUUAUUUUUUUUUUGUUUUUUUUGUUUAUGGAUAAAAAUGAUGCGAUUGGAAAAAUGUGUAUGGAUAUAUGUAUAGAAACGCAAAUGCAAAAUCAUUUGCUAUUUGGGAAUUCUGUAUGAGAGGGGUUAGUCAAGAUUGCAAUUUGUAAGUCAUUUUGAGAACUUUUAUUUCUAAAGCCCAUUUGAAUAUUUUUG
This is a messenger RNA of Camellia sinensis, 1465 nucleotides long. RefSeq names its product protein trichome birefringence-like 38. The record is from RefSeq and is a predicted model, not a curated record. Gene Ontology annotation, molecular function: O-acetyltransferase activity. NCBI's taxonomy places the organism in Eukaryota, Viridiplantae, Streptophyta, Magnoliopsida, Ericales, Theaceae. Gene Ontology annotation, cellular component: Golgi apparatus.